GGUUCCUGAGCACAGGGGAUCAGGCUGCCAAGGGCAAUUACGGGCUGCUGGACCAGAUACAGGCCCUGCGCUGGGUCAGCGAGAACAUCGCCUUCUUUGGGGGAGAUCCCUUGCGGAUCACCGUCUUCGGCUCCGGCAUCGGCGCCUCCUGCGUCAGCCUGCUCACCCUCUCCCACCACUCUGAAGGUCUAUUCCAGAGAGCCAUCAUCCAGAGCGGCUCUGCGCUCUCCAGCUGGGCAGUGAACUACCAGCCCGUGAAGUAUACCAGCAUGCUGGCUGACAAGGUGGGCUGCAACGUGCUGGACACAGUGGACAUGGUGGACUGCCUGCGGCAGAAGAGUGCCAAGGAGCUGGUGGAGCAGGACAUCCAGCCGGCUCGCUACCACGUGGCCUUUGGGCCAGUCAUUGACGGGGAUGUGAUCCCGGAUGACCCGGAGAUCCUGAUGGAGCAGGGCGAGUUCCUCAACUAUGAUAUCAUGCUGGGGGUCAACCAGGGUGAGGGGCUGAAGUUCGUGGAGGGUGUAGUGGACCCUGAGGAUGGGGUCUCAGGCAGUGACUUUGACUAUUCAGUCUCCAACUUUGUAGACAACCUGUAUGGCUACCCUGAGGGCAAAGACACGUUACGGGAAACCAUCAAGUUCAUGUACACAGAUUGGGCUGACAGAGACAACCCCGAGACACGUCGCAAGACUCUGGUGGCUCUCUUCACUGACCACCAGUGGGUAGAGCCAUCGGUAGUGACAGCUGACCUGCAUGCCCGCUAUGGCUCCCCCACCUACUUCUACGCCUUCUACCACCACUGCCAGAGCCUGAUGAAGCCUGCGUGGUCUGACGCAGCCCAUGGGGACGAGGUGCCUUAUGUAUUUGGGAUCCCCAUGAUUGGUCCCACAGACUUCUUUCCCUGCAACUUCUCCAAGAAUGACAUCAUGCUGAGCGCCGUGGUGAUGACCUACUGGACCAACUUUGCCAAGACAGGGGACCCCAACAAGCCCGUCCCCCAGGACACCAAGUUCAUCCACACAAAAGCCAAUCGGUUUGAGGAGGUUGCCUGGUCCAAGUACACCCCCCGUGACCAGCUGUAUCUGCACAUUGGGCUGAAGCCUCGGGUACGUGACCAUUACCGGGCCCCAAAGGUGGCUUUCUGGAAGCACCUGGUCCCCCACCUGUACAACCUGCAUGAUAUGUUUCACUACACCUCCACCACCACCAAAGUGCCACCGCCUGACACCACGCAGAACUCCCACAUCACCCGCCGGCCUAAUGGCAAGAUCUGGACCACCAAGCGCCCGGCUAUCUCGCCUGCCUACAACAGCGGGAACGGGAAGGAGAAGUGGAGUCCGGAGCAGGAGGCGGGCACCCUGCUGGAGAGCCCCCGCGACUACUCCACGGAGCUGAGCGUCACCAUUGCCGUGGGUGCCUCCCUCCUCUUUCUCAACGUGCUGGCCUUUGCUGCCCUCUACUACCGCAAGGACAAGCGCCGGCAGGACACGCACCGGCAGCCCAGCCCCCAGCGUGGCACCGCCAACGACAUCGCCCACGCACCCGACGAGGAGAUGCCCUCCUUGCAGGUGAGCCAGGGGCAUCAUGAGUGCGAGGCUGUGCCACCCCACGAUGCCCUGCGCCUGGCUGCUCUGCCUGACUACACCCUCACCUUACGCCGCUCUCCAGACGACAUCCCGCUCAUGACCCCCAACACCAUCACCAUGAUCCCCAACUCGCUGGUGGGGCUGCAGACCCUGCACCCCUACAACACUUUCACCGCCGGCUUCAACAGCACGGGGCUCCCACAUUCACACUCCACCACCAGGGUAUAG
Molecule: messenger RNA, 1814 nt
Organism: Merops nubicus (carmine bee-eater)
Lineage: Eukaryota; Metazoa; Chordata; Aves; Coraciiformes; Meropidae
Product: neuroligin-3-like
Biological process (GO): presynaptic membrane assembly; neuron cell-cell adhesion; postsynaptic membrane assembly
Cellular component (GO): postsynaptic specialization membrane; synapse; cell surface
Molecular function (GO): signaling receptor activity; neurexin family protein binding
Source: RefSeq, a predicted model, not a curated record